AUGUGUGUGCCUACUUGCGCCUACGAGCCCGCGGCUAUGCCCGCUAUUCCCACUGAGCCCGAGUUCCAGCAGGCUUAUAACGAGCUUGCCUCCACUCUCGAGAACUCUACCCUCUUCGAGCAGCACCCUGAGUACCGCAUCGCCCUCAAGGUCGCCUCCAUUCCUGAGCGUAUCAUCCAGUUCCGCGUUGUCUGGGAGGACGACAACGGCACCCUCCAGGUCAACCGUGGUUACCGUGUUCAGUUCAACUCUGCCCUUGGUCCUUACAAGGGUGGUCUCCGAUUCCACCCCACCGUCAACUUGUCGAUUCUCAAGUUCCUUGGUUUUGAGCAGAUCUUCAAGAAUGCCCUCACUGGCUUGAACAUGGGUGGUGGCAAGGGUGGUGCUGAUUUCGACCCCAAGGGAAAGAGCGACGCCGAGAUCCGACGAUUCUGCAUUGCCUUCAUGAAGGAGCUCAGCAAGCACAUUGGUGCCGAUACCGACGUUCCCGCCGGUGAUAUUGGUGUUGGUGGCCGCGAGAUCGGCUACCUCUUCGGCUGCUACCGCAAGGAGCGCAACCGAUUCGAGGGUGUCCUCACUGGCAAGGGUCUCACCUGGGGUGGCUCUCUCAUCCGCCCCGAGGCCACCGGCUAUGGUCUCGUCUACUACGUCGACCUCAUGCUCCAGCACAUGGGCAAGGAGGGCUUCGCCGGCAAGCGUGUCGCCAUCUCCGGUUCCGGCAACGUCGCCCAGUUCGCCGCCCUGAAGUGCAUGGAGCUCGGCGCCUCCGUCGUCUCCCUCUCCGACUCCAAGGGUACCGUCCUCAUCGAGGGCGAGGGCUCUUUCACCCCCGAGGACAUCCAGGUUGUCGCCGACCUCAAGGAGCGCCGCCGCCCCAUCGUCGAGUUCGACUCCCAGGGCAGGACCAAGUACAUCGCCGGUGCCCGCCCCUGGAUCCACGUCGGCAAGGUCGACAUCGCUCUCCCCUGCGCCACCGAGAAUGAGGUCAGCAAGGAGGAGGCCGCUCACCUCGUCGAGAACGGCACCUUCGUCAUCGCUGAGGGCUCCAACAUGGGUUCCACACAGGAGGCUAUCGACGUCUUCGAGGCCCACCGUGCCGAGAAGGGCGCUGACGCCAUCUGGUACGCUCCCGGCAAGGCUGCCAACUGCGGUGGUGUUGCCGUUUCCGGUCUCGAGAUGGCCCAGAACUCUCGCCGUCUCCCGUGGUCCGCCCAGGAGGUUGACGACAAGCUCAAGGCCAUCAUGAAGAACGCCUUCGAGAACGGUCUCGAGACUGCCAAGACGUACGUCGCUACUAAGGAGGGCGAGCUUCCCUCGCUCGUUGCUGGCUCCAACAUUGCCGGUUUCAUCAAGGUCGCCGAGGCCAUGCACGACCAGGGUGACUGGUGGGCCAAGUGCAUCGUCUAA
This is a messenger RNA of Parascedosporium putredinis, 1407 nucleotides long. The record is from the annotation of a GenBank genome assembly. NCBI's taxonomy places the organism in Eukaryota, Fungi, Ascomycota, Sordariomycetes, Microascales, Microascaceae.